UGUUGAUGGUGCUGUUGUUGUACUUGGUGAGGAUAUGAGAGUGGUUGUGGGGAUCACAUCUAUGGUUUUGGAAGCUUCGGUUUCUGUUGAUAGUGCUGUUGUUGUUGAAGCAGCAUUUCUUGCUGUUGGAGGUGCAGUUGAACUUGAUGAGGAUAUGAGGGUGAUUGUGGGCAUCACAUCUAUGGUUGUGGAAGCUUCAGUUUCUGUUGAUGGUGCUGUUGUUGUUGAAGCAUCAUUUGUUGCUGUUGAAAGUGCAGUUGUACUUGCUGAGGAUAUAAGUGUGGUUCUGGGGAUCACAUCUAUGGUUGUGGAAGCCUCAGUUUCUGUUGAUGGUGCUGUUGUUGUUGAAGCAUCAUUUGUUGCUGUUGAAAGUGCAGUUGUACUUGCUGAGGAUAUAAGUGUGGUUCUGGGGAUCACAUCUAUGGUUGUGGAAGCCUCAGUUUCUGUUGAUGGUGCUGUUGUUGUUGAAGCAUCAUUUGUUGCUGUUGAAAGUGCAGUUGUACUUGCUGAGGAUAUAAGUGUGGUUCUGGGGAUCACAUCUAUGGUUGUGGAAGCCUCAGUUUCUGUUGAUGGUGCUGUUGUUGUUGAAGCAUCAUUUGUUGCUGUUGAAAGUGCAGUUGUACUUGCUGAGGAUAUAAGUGUGGUUCUGGGGAUCACAUCUAUGGUUGUGGAAGCCUCCGUUUCUGUUGAUGGUGCUGUUGUUGUUGUUGUACUUGGUGAGGAUAUGAGAGUGGUUGUGCGGGUCACAUCUAUGGUUGUGGAAGCUUCCGUUUCUGUUGGUGGUGCUGUAGUUGUUGAAGCAGCAUUUGUUGCCAUUGAAGGAGCAGUUGAACUUGAUGAGGAUAUGAGGGUGGAGGUGGGGAUCCCAUCUAUGGUUGUGGAAACUUCAGUUUCUGUUGACGGUGCUGUUGUUGUUGAAGCAGCUUUUGUUGCUGUUGAAGGUGCAGUUGUACUUGGUGAGGAUAUGAGUGUGGUUGUGGGGAUCACAUCUGUGGUUGUGGAAGCUCCCGUUUCUGUUGUCAUUGAAGAUGACAUUGCUGUUUGACCUGUAGCUGUUGUUGAAGGUGCAUUUUCUGUAGAAGCCUCAGUUGUAGAUGCAAUUGAUAUUGAAUCAGUAGUUGUUGGAGAU
This is a messenger RNA of Sinocyclocheilus grahami, 1129 nucleotides long. RefSeq lists its product as uncharacterized. NCBI's taxonomy places the organism in Eukaryota, Metazoa, Chordata, Actinopteri, Cypriniformes, Cyprinidae. The record is from RefSeq and is a predicted model, not a curated record. The transcript has 2 exons. Bases 35 to 1045 code for a protein of 336 amino acids.